Messenger RNA from Rhopilema esculentum, 1037 nucleotides. RefSeq lists its product as uncharacterized. The record is from RefSeq and is a predicted model, not a curated record. NCBI's taxonomy places the organism in Eukaryota, Metazoa, Cnidaria, Scyphozoa, Rhizostomeae, Rhizostomatidae. Gene Ontology annotation, cellular component: membrane.
UGUUUUGAGUAUUAUUUGAUCGAAUCACUUUGGCGGGUGGGGAAAGUUGUUACAACAAAUUGAUGCACUUUUUAACUCAUAUGCGGUAUUUGUAGCGGGUUACGAAUCUGUGCAUUGAAGAACAAGCUGAAAAACUGAAUAACGUGAUCUGGAUCGAUCUGAAAUAAGCCGUGAGUUUGAGCCAAUCAAGAAUUAUGGCAGAUGACAGAGAACCAAUUACAUCUUCAGAAGACCCAAAAUCAAAAAAGGACAAAAAGAAUAAAGGAAAAAAGGAAGCAAGAAAUCCACCACCACCAAGAAAUGUUCAGGAUGAAAAUGAAGAUGCCAACCAAGGGACAUGCUCGUGCAACACAGCAUUCUUGUGCUCUAUUGAAGGAGCUUUGAAAAUCAUUGAAUUUUUCACCACUCUGGUUGCUUGGGUCAUCUGUGCAUUAGCCUACCGGCACCUUAAUGAGUCCUUGGUAUCUCGUUAUGGCUACUUUCUGUUUGUCGGCAUAAGCUCAUGGAUAUUUACAAUAUUUGUGAUUUCCUUCAACCUCUGUGGCUGUUUCAACAAAUGGAUCAACAAACGUCUCUUUAGACUUUUUGGCUGGUACAUCCAUCUGUUGGCAUAUUCGGCAAUUUACACCUUCUUCUGGGCUGUUGCUGGUAUAUUGCUUGCUUUUCAUUAUCACAUUUGGGCUGGCAAUGCAGGUGCCUCGUUCUUUGGCUUCAUCAACCUGAUCUUGUUCCUGAUUGACAGCAUACUCUACUUCAGAACUUGCCGUGUUUACAGAAAAGACAUCCGCAAGAUUCGAAGAGGUGGGUACCAAGACCCCAAUGUCCUUUAAGUGAUUGCAACAGGAGCCUUGCCUUCACAAGGGAUGAUUUUAGCAGUUGCAAAAGACAGCCAUAUAUGACUGUGUUUGAUUGUAGAUUUUCUAGUCUUAAUAUUUAUUUCUCCAGAUCACAAUUGUGGAAAUGAGAAUACUUUUUUGAUAGCCAAACAAUGUUGUUGUCUAGAUCUUAUAAAUCAAAGAAAAAGAAAAAUAACUACC